Messenger RNA from Scaptodrosophila lebanonensis, 16090 nucleotides. It is a transcript of the gene HUWE1, whose product is annotated as E3 ubiquitin-protein ligase HUWE1. Gene Ontology annotation, molecular function: ubiquitin-protein transferase activity; protein binding. The record is from RefSeq and is a predicted model, not a curated record. Gene Ontology annotation, cellular component: nucleus. Bases 244 to 15480 code for a protein of 5078 amino acids. NCBI's taxonomy places the organism in Eukaryota, Metazoa, Arthropoda, Insecta, Diptera, Drosophilidae. Gene Ontology annotation, biological process: proteasome-mediated ubiquitin-dependent protein catabolic process; positive regulation of protein catabolic process; protein polyubiquitination. The transcript has 19 exons.
AAAAUUGUGUUGUACAAAGUGAAAUUGUUAGAAUAACUAUUGUUAUAGAACGUUCUAGCUAAACAAAUAAUUAACGGCAAUAUGUUGCAGUUUAAUACAAUUUUUAUUGAACACGCAGAUACAUACAUUUAAAAAAAACCAAUGCUUAGACACUAAAGAAUACAACAUAUAAUCGACCAACUGACUGAGAGACGACGCGUCAGACAUCCUGCAUUGAUUUAAAACGGGAAACGACCAACAGCCAUGAAAGUUGACACGGUUAAGCUGAAGAAAGGCUCCUCGGAGUUGACUUCAGAGUGUCGCGAACUAAUCGAUGAGCUGACUAAGCGACGCACACGUCCCGAACUCUUGGAGUUCCUCAAUACUGUGCACGUUUGGAUUUAUGGAAAAUGUGAGCUAUACCACUGGAUUGAAAUACUGGAUCGUUUUGACAAAAUCCUCGAAGAGGCGGCACGGCAUGUCAACGGCAAUGAGUUUGUGUUGCAGUGCGAUACGACAUUUUUGGAGGCGGAUGUCACGCUGUUGCUGCACGUGCUCAACUUCACAACGCUGCUGAUUGAGCACUCGUUCUCGCGUCACUUGUACAAUUCGAUUGAGCAUCUCACGCAAUUGCUAUCAUCGCAGAACAUGGACAUUGUACUCGCAGUGCUUAACCUGUUGUAUAUGUUUUCGAAACGUAGCAACUUUAUACCGCGUCUGCCUUUCGAGAAGAAGGAGUUAUUGAUCGUAAAACUCUUUAAUAUCGCUGAGCGUUGGGGUGAUCCCAAUUAUGGUCUCUCAUUGAAAGAUUGUUGCAUUGGCGAACCCAAACUAGAAUUUCUUUACCAAUUAUGCAUCGACUAUGUAGAUGAACAUGGUCAUGCAGCACAAUUGGAAAUACCGGACAUGAUGGAUCUUUGCCGGACAGCUGCAGCACCCGAAGUUAUCAAAACCAUAGCUGGACAGAUCUCAAAGCCCAGCGAAGCCAUCAAGAUGCGUAUCGCCCAUCGCGUACGUUUGAUAUCAGGCUUCAAUAACUACAAGCUCCGCCUCCAAUUUGUCCAAGCACGCCUGCAGGCCGUCUCAAUACUGAUAUACUCCAAUGCCCUGCAGGACAACACCGAUAAGGUGCUUUAUGCCGGCUUCGGCGAGGAGCUGUGCGAGCUAAUAGACAAGGAGGACCUACAUCUGGUGGAGAUACGCGCAGCUGUUUUGCGUACCCUUACAUCAAUGCUUCAUUUUGAUCGCAAUCCAAAUGUUCCCAGCAGGGCUGGUUCCCGCUUAAUGAAAAUCGUGCAUUAUACAGGCGCAGAGCGCCAGGGCGGCACACUUCCUCUGCUCGUACGUGACUGCAUUGAUAAUCUGACCACGCAUGGCCUCACCGAUCGCUAUCCACUGAUUUUGGCCACAUCGCUUUUCUCAUUGCUUUACCAUCUGGCAAGCUAUGAGAUGGGCGGCUCGGCGUUGGUAAAGAGCGGAAUGAUGCAGUCGUUGUUGCGCGUGAUCAGCUGGCCUGGAGUCGACCUGGAGCACAUCACAUUUGUGACAAGAGCUGUGCGCGUCAUCGAUUUGAUAACCAACAUAGACAUAGCACGCUUCCACCAAAACAAUGGACUUAACGUGUUCAUCGAACGACUGGAAAAAGAAAUCAAGAGCUGUUGCAAGGCUCUAGCCGACAUUGGCAUCACACUAAAAGAGUCAACACUCAAAUUAGAUACCUCCCUAGAACAGGUGGAGGAUGAUGAUGCUGCUACAGAAAAUGCGUCCAUUGCCAGUGGCAGUGCAUCGCCGCGUCGUGACAAUUCAUCUAGUGAUGGCGGCAGCGGCACUGCUAAUGAAAACGCUUCAAGAGCCUAUCGCGUUUUUUUAGAACAUAAUGAGCAACGCGGGGGCGCUGCAGGUGGUCUUCUAGAUAUAGGCGUUCGUGGUUCUGGAAUACACGCGCUAAGCAGCCUUGCCAGCAGUGCUAUUGAAGCAUCGGCGCGCGAAGGUGAUAGCGCCGGCUCUGCAAUACGCCCUGUGCAAUAUCCAGCCAACAGUUACUAUGGACGGCCCUUGGCAGAGCGUAAAGCGGAACUAAGCUCACAGCUACCCACGAGCCUACCGCUGAAGAAGCCCUCGUGUGUAACACAGCGCGCAGCUCUCCUCAAGUCUAUGUUGAAUUUCCUCAAAAAGAGCAUACAAGACCACGCACACUUCAGUAACAUGCGCAACAUCAUGGAAACGAGCCUCACUCAGUCACUGCGCCAUAUUAUCGCUAAUGCUGAGUACUACGGACCUUCGCUAUUUUUGCUUGCCACCGACGUGGUCACAGUCUACGUUUUUAAUGAGCCGUCGUUGCUCUCCUCGCUGCAGGACCUGGGUAUUACCAGCGUUAUGCUAAAGGCUCUGCUGCAGAAGGAUGUGCCAGCCACUCGCGAAGUACUCGGAUCGCUUCCCAAUGUAUUCUCAGCCCUUUGCCUCAACGAGCGAGGGCUUUUUGAGUUUCUAUCAUACGACCCCUUUGACAAAGUGUUAAAGGUGCUACUCUCACCAGACUAUUUGGUGGCCAUGCGGCGGCGCCGCUCCUCCGACCCUCUGGGAGACACCGCUACCAAUCUUGGAAAUGCCAUGGAUGAUCUGAUUAAACAUCAUCCUUACCUACGCGCCGACGCCACUGAAGCCAUUGUGCGUCUGCUUAACGAACUGGUGCGUCUGGGCUCGGAUCCCUCCUUUAUCUGCUGGCGUGCCAACAAGGAAAACAGCACGGUUGCUGGUACUUCCCACAGCAGCGCGCACACAACAUCAACUCCAUCCCCCAUGGUGAUGGUGGCCGCAGGUGGCGGCCCUGUAUUGCAGAGCGUGGGUGCUGACAACAAUGAUAGCAGCGGUGACGAUGAUGAUGACGACGAUGAGAUGAGCUCUGCGUCGCAGCAACAACAACCACAGUCCACACAGACUCAGCAGCUUCAGGUAAACGCCCAAUCUGUAGCCGCCCGACCUCUUCAACUGCAGUCAUGCAGCUCCACCCGUGCAAGUACUCAUCUUACUCUACCCGAACGCGAGGCAAUACCACUGAUCGACUACAUUCUUAACGUAAUGAAAUUUAUUGAGGCCAUCUUUAGCAACAGUCCCAAUGGUGACCACUGCCGCGAGUUUGUACUGCGCGGAGGUCUCAAGCCCAUCCUGCAACUUCUUUCACUGCCCAACCUGCCGGUAGAUUCGCCCGUGUCUACCACAUCGCAGGCUGUGGCCAACGUCUGCAAGGCCAUAUUGAGCCAGGCGCAGGAGACUAAAGUACUGGACAUCGCACUGAAGCAGCUGGCCGAUAUUGUUGCUCAGCUGAAGCCGCUUAUCAAACAUUUUACCUUCCCAGGAGGUAGUGUACUCCUUGCGGAGCUCGUUUGCUGUCAGCGCCUGGAAGAUGGCUUCGCCAAUGCUGAGUACACGCCCAUACUGCACAACAUGAGCUUUGUUCAUGGCUACGUGGUCAUGCUGGUGCAUCUUUGCCGCAAUGCUUCCGCCGAGAUGCGUACUAUACUGCUAAAACGGUGGGGCGCCAAUCGGGAAACAGGGAUUGCACUGUUGCAGCAGCUUGUGCAGCUGUACAUCUCCCUAGUUUGGGAAAGUACCAUUCUACUAAACCUCUGCUCGGACGAGCCCACACAGCAUCCGGAUCUCAUCUGGGACGAGAUUGCCGCCCAAAUGUCUGCCGCUGCUGGCACCGCUGAUCCCCUCACUGAGGCCGAGCUGUCGCGCAAACUGGAACGCGCUGCGGAAUUUCGCACCAAGUACACGCCUGAAGAACAGUUUCGUUACAUUAAAUCACUUCUCGCAGCCUCUUCACGUUUAGGACGGGCCCUCGCUGAGCUGCUAGGCACUCUCGUAAAAUUGUCCGUGGGUUCGCCGCAAACACGCCAGCGUCGAGUUAACGACCUCAUCAGCAACAUAAACAAAGUUCCUACACCGGAGGCCCGAGAAAUCGCGCGCAUACUAAGUUCGAUUCUGGUGAAUGGGUUCAGUCAUGAAAGUAUUUUACCCAAGCCGGUCCCCAAACUUAAGUUGACAUUUCUCAUCUGCUCAGUGGGUUUCACUGGACCCAUGCUGUUCGACGACAAACGUAGCGCCUUUCACUUGAUGAUCUCGCAGUUCUGUGCAGAGAAUGGUCUGAAGGCUUUCUUUGAGAUGUUUUAUUGGGCCUUGUCCCUCGACAACGUCUCGCAAAAAUUCGUCUUUGAUCAGUGGGCCCCGAUGGACAACCUGAUGCAGUCGUAUGAGGACGACAAGCGUGACUGUCCAGAGGGUACCGGCGAGUUUCUCGAUGCUUGGUUGCAGCUGCUGGAAAAGAUGGUUAAUCCACGGGCAAUGCUUGACUCACCAUACACCAUGAGCACCCGGCUUAACUACAUGCCCGACAGCGUCCCAUUUGAGCCUGUUUUUUAUCUUAUACACAUACACCAGCUGGCUAUGCAGGCCCUUAGGCGCAUCUGGAGCCGUCGCCCUAUACCCAACUAUGGCCCCUCCAUGUUCGAGACCAUGAUUCUCAUAUUGAAGCACCUUAUAAAAUCGCACCAAAUGCUCCUCGAGCGCUAUCAUACGCGUAUGAAGGAGAUUAAGUUUGAGAACCUCUACAUCCGUAGCACCGAUGACGGACUUAAUGCCGAUCACAUCAAGGUCCUCACAGACAUGGGUUUUCGUCACUAUCACAUCAUCGAAGCUUUGCGCACCAACGCAUCGUUAGAGGAGGCCACUGACCACCUGCUUAAUAACCCGGAGGCGAGUGCGCUUUCUGUAGGUCGAGCGGAGGCACAAACCCCGGCUGGGAUAGCCAACCCCGCAGCAGCUACGACUGCUUCCGGUACUGCAACGACAUCAGAUAUGGACGUAGAUGUAGAUGUGUCAGUGGGAGCCUCUGAGAUAGGCCAAUUCGGAACCAAUUCGAACGACACCUCAGUUUCAGCAACAGCGUCGACAUCCUCCUCCUCGCUUCCAUUGCUGCUGCUACCUCCAGCGUCAUUUAGCAACACAUAUAACUACAAGCAGAUUAAGCUAAUGCCGCAACUGGUCUUCGACCGUUUCUGUGAUGAGGCCAUCACACGUGCUUUCGAGUUCAUGGAAGCCAUUCCGGAUACAGUGACCAGUGCGGCAGACCUUAUAGCAGUGCUUUACCGACGGCACAACCAGGCCCACAAGCAGGUCUUUAUUACCAACUUUGUACGCAACAUCAUCCAGUGGGUAGACUUUACGUUGCAAUUGUUCGAACCGAAAGCAAGCAGCCAGCGCAUUGAAGAGUGCCUAACAGGUAUGACGGCUACACGAUUGUUUGUACGCCUGAAGACUUCUACACUGUUGCUGGAGGAGAACUACAGCGACCUGCACCGGCCACUGGUGGAAGCUAUUACGACUCAAGGUGCCAUGGUGUCGCUGGUAAAGUUGCUCGAUUGCAUGGGCCAAUGGCUACUGGAACAGACGCGGUCGACCGUGCCGCGCUGGGUGCAGAAUCUUGUAGAUCUCAUAGAUGCCAUCGACAGCAUCAGUCACAUCCUGCAGCGUAAGGCAAACAUGCGUGCGGUAAGCAGCGAUGUGUGGCGCUGGUACGAUACCUCAACUGGCAAGUGGAAUGCCUAUUCGGAAGCUAACAAUGAGCUGAUACGCAAUGCGUAUGCUGCAGGCGAGCGCUGGCUGCACAUUAAUAUAGGAAGGCAGCGCUGCACCGUUAGCUUUAACUGCAUGACGCAGGUGAGCGAAGCAUCAGGCAGCCAUAGACCUGUCUUCCCGUCGCUUAAGGUCAGCGAGGCCAUCACCAACCUGCACAAUUCAAACUCGCAGCACAAAGUGGACAACAUAUUGAAUCGCAUAGUACGUACUAUCCCCGACGGCGGCAUCUUACAAGUUGACGAGCUGAUCCCGCUUCGCCAGAUAGUUAACUUCAACGAUCCACAGGUGCCACCAGCUACGGCUCCAGCAACAGCUACAGCACCAACUGCAGAAACCUCUGAAGAUCCUGCCAACGAUAGCUCUGGCAGCGCUGGAGCGACUUCCCCACCUGGCGGUAACUAUGUGAUGACGCGCAGCAAGUCUAGAUUGAAGCACGCAGCUGCAGCAGCUAAGGCCAAAGCAGCCGUUAGUGGCACUUCGCCACUAAUACCAAAGCGCACACAGAAAAUCGUGCUGAACGAGGAACAUGUGGGCUUGAGCAAGUUCGACUGUGGCCGUAUAAUUGGCAGCAUUGUAGAUUUGCUGUUGCAACCAGGGCAACUUCUUAAUUACGAAACAAAACUCUCACUGCUGCGGUUGUGCGCGCGGUUGACUAGGAACUAUGAAAAUGCCCAGAUCUUCAUAAAGCGUGGCGGUGUGCGGAUGCUGCUCCAGCUACAGCAGUCGUGUAGUUUUAUGAGCUUUCCCACGUACGCAAUUAUUAUACUGCGCCACGUAUUAGAAGCGCCGCCGGUGUUGCAAGAGGCCAUGGAGCGAGUGCUGGGAAUGCGUGCAGCCGGAAUUGUGCCUGUAGGCCAUCGAGAUCUCAUAUAUGUGAUUACGCAGGUAUCGACGGCGGUUUCUCGUGAUCCAACCAUUUUUGUGGCAGCCGCCAAGGAGAUGCUCAAGGGCGAAUACCUAAUAAAUUCAAGCAGCAACCCCACUGACGACGCGCGAGUUAUGGUCAAGUCAAAAUUCGGACAGCAGUCCCAAGGUGGUACGUCCAACGCGACAGGCACCGAACAGCAACCAAAAGAUGAAGCCAAGGAUGACUCGCUAGUGCAGUCAUCUAUAUCUGUGCUGAAGGAGUUGCUUCACGCACUAAUCCAGCCUUGUUGUCACUACGGAAGUAGUACGGAGUCUGUCCAAAAUGCAGCGGAGCUUGUUGUCCCGGAUCAGCCACCCAGUGCCGUAGGAACAACCAAUGUCGGCGAUGAGGAUGCUCCACCUUCCAGCAAGAAGGCAGCCGGCGUAAACAUUGCCACCGGUAGCACUACGGAAAAAUUUGAGCCAUGUUGCUGUACCUGGCAUAUACCAACAACCGCACAUAUUCACGUUAAGCCCACACUCUCACGUGCCACUCUGCUUAAGGUAUUGGCUGAUGCGACACGUGCAUAUCAGUCUCUGGUACCACGAGUGCUCUUGGGCCACGUUUACACUACAGCGGACAGUCCAUUGAUCACUGCGCCAAAGCAAUCCUUCCUGGCCGUCCUGCUUGAUCGUUUCCUGCCGCUGACACAGCGCCAACACGUGCCAGAGGUGAGCACUAUGGCGCGGGUGCUACUUUCCUCGCUUUCUGACUGCUACCAGCAGCCGGGUGUACAGACUCAAGUAGCUGAAGAAGUCCACGCAGCGGUGGCGCGGGCUCUUGCCCAGCCAGAUUCGGCCGAGAAGCACACACGCCUCCAGGUAUUAAUGAGCCUCUUCCCCAAUCUCAUCGAAUCACCCAUGCUCUACGACAAGGUACAUAUGCAUCGAAAUAAUAUGUACAGAGUCCUGCUGCGUCAGGGCGUCAUGACCUACCUGACUAAAGUGGCCCAAUACAAAGAUUUGUCUAAUCACAACACACUCAGUACGCUGGCUGCUAUAUUGCGACCGAUGGAGAUACUGCUACGCUUUAGCGUGUCGACAACGACGCUUGGUUCAAAGCGCAUUCUUUUUGGCAGCGCUAGUGGCACCAGCGGCGGCAGCGGCACAAGCAACAGCAGCGGUAGUAGUGCUGCCAGCAACGCUGCGGGCGGCGCCCUGUACAGAGCCAAUGCUGAGUACAUAAACCGUCGCCUGUACCCACGUAUGGCGGCCCGUUCCGCGGUCAGUGCGGCGGUGGAGCGCUCGAAUGCCAUUGGUGGUGAGCAUGUGCUGCGCGAUAUAAUACGCAACGUCUUGUCAGAUCGUCGUCACGCUUUUGAAUUUAUCUUCAAUUCAGAUGAGAUGGCCGUCGAUUCGGAGGAUUCGGCGUCGGUUAGCAAUGGUGCUGGCGCCACUGCUGCCAGUGCUAGCGCUGCUAGUGGCGGUGGUAGUAGCGGUGGCAGCAACGCUAUCGACGUGGUUGACGAGCGCAGUCGAGGUAUGGAGGCUCAGGAGCCAACGCCGCCUAGCAAUGCUAACAACGCCGGUGUGCGCCCCGUCCUCAAUUUCGAUCAACUCUGGGAUGAUUUCCUUCAAAGCGAAGGUCUCCGCUUGGCUUCACGUGUUGGCAGCGGUGGUGGUUCCGCCGGAACAGGUGCCAGUGGGGGCCAACAGAAUGGUAUUGGCAACGGGUCUGUCAGCAGCACUGGAGGGGUCGCAGGAAGUUCUGUAGGCGGAAGCUCUAGCGGAGAUCCACGCCUUCGCAACAACACUGAUGUGGAUAUUGGUGGCGGAGGCAGUGGUGUCGUGGCGGCUAACGUCAAUGACAAUGGCAUUGGCGGUGGUAGUGACGGUGCUUCCACCUCAUCGGACACGGGUGCAGCAGGUGUCGGUGACAUCAAUGCCUCGUUGCUGGGUGAUGUGAGUACCAGCGACUCUGAUUCUGAGUCCAAUGCUUCGACAGAGGAGCGCAACGAGGACGAUGAGGAUGAGGACGACGAUGCUGGUGAUGAGGAUGUGGACGAUCACAGUGAGACAGAUGUGGAUGAGGGACGGCCGCGUCAAUUCAUCGAAGUAUUUGAUCAUAUUUAUGAACCCGAGUCGUCGGAGACGGCCUCCAACGAUGCUGAUGUAGAUGCUGAUGAUGAUGAUGAGGACGAAGACGAUGAGGAUGAAGAUGAUGAUGUGGACGAGGAUGAGCAUGAAACACAUGAUGCAGUCGACGUGGAUGAGUCGGCUGAUAUUGAUGAUCUGGUUGUGCCACAGUCGCGAAAUCGACCGCGACGCAGCGCAGCUCUUUCUGCGAGCGUAGAGACCGGAGGCGGUAAUGCCAGUGGUGCCAGCACGGGAGCUGGAGUUGGAGACGCUUUCCUCUACGAACGUCUAGGUGGUGAUAGUAGUCAUGAGCAUAGUCACAGACACACUAUGUCCACGCCACCCGCCAGUUUUCGUGUGCGCAUCAACAGCUCUAUCGCACAGCCACUGGACAUCGAUGUGAACGGAGGCGGAAUCGUAGGUGGCACACCUUCUGGAGAUGCGGGUAAUAGCGGAAGCGGUGGCACUACAAGCGGGGUAUCAGCUGCACUACGGCCAUCGGCUGAUUCGUGGAUGGCACCGGACUUCAGCUUUAUGGGCGGCGGUCCUUCCAAUGCCGUAACCUCCAGCAGUAGUGGUGAUGUUAAUGUGAACGCCUUCCUAGCACCCACAAUAGCACAAAUGGAUCGCACUGCAGGCGGGGGUCAAAACAUAAGCAAUCUCUUAGACGAACCCGUAGCUAUCAGUUCUCUUGGCAGCAAUGGAAGCGGCGGUGGUAGCACUAGCGCAGGACACCCCAAUGUCCCGACUCUCUGCAAUAACGGUGUCCGUCGGCGGCUACUUUAUUUAGACCAACAGUACUGCGUAUGCAUGCCUACGCACCAGAACCCAACGGAGGAGACGCAAAUGGAAAUAUUCACUCAAGAUGCACUUCACUGGUGGUUGGAGGAAGCUAAGGCACUGGACAUGGAAAGCCAAACUGAUGCAUGUCUAUAUGCUGCUCAUUUUCUGUUGCCUCAUAUCAUCAAAGAACUAAAGGCUGCUCACAUGCAGCGAAAACAGGAUGAAGCUACUCGUCAAUCCAGCGCAGCUACUACUGUCAGCACACCAGCAGUACCCCUAACAGGAGGCGUAUCUACUUCUAGCGCGCCUAGCACAACCGCCAAUACUUCUGUGGUUACCAACAGUACCACAACAAAUAGCAGUAACCGCCGCAGUUCCAUACCGGUUCUUAUCCAUCAAGGUGGCUUAGGGAUCCCUGGUGGCCCCAGCAGUGGUAUAGCCAGUGGUGUCUCCGUUACGAAUUCCAACAGCAAUCCAUAUAUACCGGGACCAACUACUGGUGUUGAGCAACCCCGCCCACGACAACGUGGUGGCUCCCGCCAGCAACCGCCCUAUAACAUCUACGCCGAGAUCGACUUGACAAGCGAACAGGAUCCAACAGCUUCGCUUACUGUUUCCGCCAACAAUUUGGGAAAUGUAUUUCAGGCCGCAGUAACGGCCGGGCAGCCGCAUUCGCAUUCUCAUCAUAGGAAUCAGCCGCCUGUGCCGCACCUAGGAACAAAUGUGCGCCUUUCCCGACCACGUACGCGCCUGGACGAGGUCGAUCUCUACGCGCCCGAUGACUUGCAGGUAAUACCAACCGACAGCGAUGAUGAACUCGCUACUGAGGAGACUAUAAAUCGUUUUGCGGCACUCGUAUACGAUUCCUUUCAGGUUAAUGAACGACUUGGGCCGUCGCGCCGUCACCAACACUCGUCAGGUAAUCACACAACCUCUUCGCGCACCUCCGGCGCUAUGCUGCAUAGUUCGCGCUCUAAUCGAGACCUGCCAAUGCGCACAAUCCCAGACCUCCAUCGUCUCGUACAGGCACAUACUGCGUCACGCAGUCGGAGCACAACUGCAGUAACACCGGCGACAGCGCCUACCGUUUUCAGUAGCUCCACGGACGACACCACCUCGGAAGAGACAUCACUAGAUCCGGGCAGCUCAGAGCUGAGCUUCAUCCUACCUCCCCCAUUGGAGGCCGUACCGGCAGUUUUGGAUAUACCUGCUCAGCGACAGGCCCAACAAGCGCAAGCUCAACAAGUGACAGAGACAUCUCAGCACCCAGUGACAACAACGCCUCCCAUUGCGGAAGAUGAGCUGUGGCCUGCGAGAGAGGACACUGUGACACUGCCAUCCGAUCAGGCUACGACGCUGCCGGCUGCAGAUGUGACUGCAGUUAACCCGACAGCGUGUGAGAUUGUCGCCCAACCAAGUGAACAACCAAAUGAAGAAACAAGCGAAACCACGGCGACGACGACCAUUACGGGUAGCACAAACCCAGACUUGGAGGCUAGUGUGGAUGCCGCCGAACCACCAUCAGAAGUGGUAACAGAGGGGGAGGUUGACUCUGCAGCUGCAGCUGAAGCCGAGCUAGAUCGAUUAAUCGACGAGGCAGCGGCUGCUAGUAAUAUAACUUUCCCGAGCCCGAUCCGUGGAACAACUACUACCACCACCAGUUCGACCACGAACAGCAGUAGCAAUUCCAAUACUACAUCGACUGCUGCGAUUGUCACCGACAUGAGUCCCGAGGUGCGUGCCGCAUUAGGUGAUCUGGAGGUGCCCGAAGGCGUGGAUCCAUCUUUUCUAGCAGCAUUGCCCAGUGAAAUGCGCGAGGAAGUAAUUCAGGAGCAUUUGCGAAUGCAACGCAUCCGUCAGCGAGCACAACAGACUGCCAUACAAAUUGCUCAUGACUCGCUCGUAGAAGUGAAUCCAGAAUUCCUGGCCGCGCUGCCGCCCAACAUACAGUCGGAAGUGCUAAUGCAGCAGCGGAUUGAACAGCAACGUCAGGCGGCUCAGAGCGCUAAUCCUGAUGAUCCUGUCGACACAGCUGCCUUCUUUCAAAACCUGCCCGAGAAUUUACGCCAGGCGAUACUCACUGAUAUGGAGGAGUCACAGAUAGCCAGUUUGCCACCAGAAUUAGCUGCCGAGGCACAGUUUCUGCGCCGCGACUGGGAGUCUCGAAACGGCGCUCGCAUGGACGCCCAUCCACCAAGCAAUGCAUUGUCAGCACGGUUCCAGACGACUCUACAAAACUUGGACGAUGCGCGCUGGCAGAGCGCGAUUUGGUACGAUGCCAGUGGCAAUGCUCAGCCGCAACAUCACCAGCACACCACGAUUGUGCAUCAUCACCAUCACGCACCCAACGCUGGAAAACCGCUCGCACUCCUUAUGAUGGAGGACGAGAACAUACUACUCGACCCGGACUCACUGGCUACGCUGCUACUCUUUUUGUUUGUCGAGGACCAGAAAGUGAACAGCAUGCGGCUGCACCGCGUCAUCCGCAAUCUGUGCCACCAUGAGCCCACACGUGACUGGAUCAUAAAUGCGCUCAUUAGUAUUAUUCAAAAAACCAAUGAGGAUAAUGCAAGUCUAGGAGCUGGUGCGGGUGCAGUGACGAAUGCGGGCAGCAAGCCGCAAUGGCUAAAGCUGCGCGUUGACGCGGCCUUUGGCUACAAGUCAAAUAUCUUCCUUAUUAACCGACUCUAUGAGGGUACCGCACGCAGCAUCAGUAUCAAUCCUCAAGCGGCGCAGAUGAUCGUACGCAACUGUCUUGACCUGCUCUUUGUGCUGGCCAAGCACUAUCCGCCCAGCUUUGUGCCCUACAAUCGGGAUCUGAAGGCGCGCCGUGUGCUUAACGCUGUUUUCGCUUUAUCCUCUCCAACACUCACGUCCAGCUCGGCAUCGAGUUCCAGUACAUCGUCCUCAACACGCCUUGAAGAUGUCAAUAGCAUCGUCCCCGGAGCAAGCUCUUUGGAUUACCGUUCGCGUUUUUAUCGACACCACGUAGCCAAUCGACUACGCGGUAUUUUAGAUGAGCCUAAGCCUUUGUCAGGACAAACACUUACUGUACCGCUGGAUGAGGCUCCCUCUACAUCGAAAGCGGCGGCGGCAAAGGCUGCCGCUUCGGCCGCGAAGUUGCCCACAAGUACAGUGGCUUACCAAACCAAUGCGAAGAACUUUUGGGAUGUAGUGCUCAACAUUGACCGGCAGACGCCGCUACGCCUCGCGAAUGUGGCUCAGUUCCCGCUCACCUCUCAGCCACCUUGGGAAUGGAAGACAAAUAACAGCGACUUUCUUUCCUUUAGCGAUUCUCCGUUCGGGCAACUUCUCGAGAUGCUGCCCUACAAAGUAAUAUGUCGUUCACCGCAUUUGACCGACAUGCUCGUUAAGCUGUUGGCCUCGCUCAGCACUGAGCUACCCAAAGAGGAAGAGCAGUUGUCUGCAACAGAGCAGAUGCUCUCCAUGGCAUCAGUGACGAGCUUGCGUGAUGAGAGUGGGCGAUCCAGCGAAGGCAUAGGCGAGGAACUUCCGCGCAUUUCAGCCGUGAGCAAUGAAAGUGAAGGAGCUGGUGAUGAAGUGUCAGGCGAAGAGCAAGUUCAUGCGUUAUCGGCUUCGGUUCCGCCUACAGGUUUUACAUCGCAAGUAAAAGGGCAGUCGUCGACACCAAAUGUGUCGAGUGCGCCGAUUAAGCCGCGCCGUAGAAUCUACUCCAAAAACUUUUCACAGUUGCAGCUGGUUAUUGAGGUGCUAACCCACCAAUGCGGCACUACUGAAGGCCUGGACAAUGUGGCUAAAUUAAUCGUCAACCUGACACAGUGCUCGAAGGCAUCCAAUGCCAUUUUCAUACAGUACUUAACAGCGGCCAUCCUAGGCUUGGCCGAGGAGGUACGUCAGGCUAUACAGACGCUUCUGAAUGAGAUACGUUCCUAUAAUGCAGUCGGCGUGCAGGACAACAAACCGAGUACGUCGCAAAGUUCCAGCUCUUCCUCUACCGCUUGCACAGUACCCGGUAUCAGCGCCCCCAACAACACUUCACUUCUCUCCAACAUGACUGUGCACGAAGGCACCAUGCAAGAUCGCUUCACAGCCGAGCAUGUCAUCAUAUCGGCACCAAAAAAUGCAAAACCUACAUGCGAGCUUCAGCUGCCAUCGAUGAAGAAACUAAUGUCCACCUCAUCGGCACAACCAUACUUCUUGCGCACUCUCAAGAUUUUCAUGCAGGUGCGUGAAAUGUACGAAGAACAGAACGGCAGCGAAGAAGAUGACGUUAUCGACAUUGUGGGCGAUGGUUCCGGCAGCAAUAGCUCAAGAACUAGCAUUAGCGUCAGUAGUGGAGGCAGUGGCACCAGUGGUGCUGAUUCAGGCAUGGAUGCUUCUGAAAACGGCAGUACUGUGAUCAAUAAGCCAGCUUCUAAACCUACACUCAGCCAAAUACUCUGUCUCGAUGUGCUCUGGCAUACGCUUAGCGAAUGCUUGGUGGCGCUUGAGGAGUCCAAGGACGAAUUUGCGGUACUUGUUCUACAGCCAACAGUUGAGGCAUUCUUUCUUAUACAUGCCUCUCAUCGAGGCACCCCCAAGAAACCGGGUCGUGAUACAGUCGCCCCCGGGCGCGGUAGUGGCUCUGGUCAUGGCACGAAUGUUGGUGCUGGGGCGAGACUGGAGCAAAGUUUACCGCUGGACGAUAGCAGUAGCACAGGCACACUCAAUUCUUCCGUGUACGAGGCAGAGGAGACGCGCAUGCAUGACGGAUCCAGUAAUACGUCUAGCUCAAGCCCUGGUGGAUUCUCAACCUCACAGACAAAUGUUGUGCUGUCCGACCACGAAGCGCAACUUAAGCAAGAUCGCCAGAAGUUCCUGCAGUUCGCCGAAAAGCAUCGCACCGUGCUAAACCAAAUACUCCGACAGUCGCCCACGCAUCUGUCGGACGGGCCGUUUGCAGUGCUAGUCGAUCACACUCGCAUUCUGGACUUUGACGUGAAGCGCAAGUACUUCCAAACUGAGCUGGAGCGACUCGAUGAAGGCAUAAGGCGGGAAGAACACACAGUAAGUGUGCGUCGUGUUACAGUUUUUGAGGACUCGUUCCGCGUUUUAUAUCGCCUUGGACCAGAGGAGUGGAAGAAUCGCUUCUACAUUGUGUUUGAAGAGGAGGAGGGUCAGGAUGCAGGUGGCUUGCUACGUGAAUGGUAUGUCAUCAUCUCACGGGAAAUUUUCAAUCCCAUGUACGCUCUGUUCUGUGUGUCACCGGGUGAUCGUGUCACCUAUAUGAUCAAUCCAUCGAGCCACGCCAAUCCCAAUCACCUGAGCUACUUUAAGUUUGUCGGCCGUGUUAUCGCGAAAGCCGUGCAUGAUAACAAGCUGCUCGAGUGCUACUUCACCCGCUCCUUCUAUAAACACAUAUUGGGAAAACAGGUGAAGCAUACAGACAUGGAAUCGCAAGACUAUGAGUUCUAUAAAGGAUUGGACUAUCUAAUGAAGAACGAUAUAUCUACACUCGGCUAUGAGUUGACUUUCUCGACCGAGGUGCAGGAGUUUGGUGUCACACAAAUACGUGAUCUCAAGCCAAAUGGGCGCGACAUAGCCGUCACUGAGGAGAACAAGUUCGAGUAUGUGCAGCUGGUCUGUCAGCUGAAAAUGAGCGGCUCCAUUCGGCAGCAGUUGGAUGCGUUCCUCGAGGGCUUCUACGACAUAAUUCCAAAGCAUUUAAUAUCCAUAUUUAAUGAGCAAGAGCUGGAGCUUCUCAUAUCCGGGUUACCUGAUAUCGACAUAGAAGAUCUUAAGGCGAACACCGAGUAUCACAAGUAUACAUCGAAAUCAGCUCAGAUACAAUGGUUUUGGCGUGCUUUGCGGAGCUUCGACCAAGCCGAUCGUGCAAAAUUCCUUCAGUUUGUAACCGGCACGUCGAAAGUGCCGCUACAAGGCUUUGGCUCGCUGGAGGGUAUGAAUGGCAUUCAAAAAUUCCAAAUACAUCGAGACGAUCGGUCGACCGAUCGUUUGCCCUGCGCCCACACUUGCUUUAACCAGUUGGAUCUGCCUAUGUACAAGUCCUACGAUAAACUACGCAGCUGCUUGCUUAAAGCUAUACACGAGUGCUCCGAGGGCUUCGGUUUUGCCUAAGAUGCAAGCAAAGAGAUAGUGAAACGAAGAUACGAAUAUAGCACCAACGGCAUCAUACACAGUGCAUAUAGUUAUUAUAGUAUAUAUAUAUAUAUAAAAUGUUGAAUUAAUUAUUAAUUUUCGCGCAUAUAUAUAUAAUAUAUAUUUUCUUAAAGUUUCAAAGGUUAAGAGAAAAGCAUUCAAACAAAAAGGCAUGAAAAAUGUUCUUUUUAACGAUACAUAUAAAUAUUAAUUUUAUGUUCUUAAAUCAACACUUAAAAAAAAAUGAAGGUGGAUGAAGAAAAUGCAUUAACUGCACCACUGGUCGCUUUGUUUCUUGUUUAUAUAAUAUAAAACAAAAUAUUUAAUACAAUCUACAAAGAAUUGAUAAGAAAUAUAGAAAACAAAGAAAAUAACGGAACAAAGUAUUUGAGCCAAGAGUAAGGUUUUAUGUUUUGCAUUUUAUGAUUAUUUUUUUAUUGAGUAGAUGUAACAUUGACAAAAAAUGAGUAAAUAUUUAGUAAUGAUGAUACAAGAACAUUUAAAAAUAAACGUACGCAAGCUUAUAAGCAUAUUUGAUAUAAAAUUAAAGCAAAAAGUAUAAAUAAAACCGAAAUGUGUUAACUCCAAA